Microdochium trichocladiopsis is the source of this 2109-nucleotide messenger RNA. RefSeq lists its product as uncharacterized. The record is from RefSeq and is a predicted model, not a curated record. Lineage: Eukaryota; Fungi; Ascomycota; Sordariomycetes; Xylariales; Microdochiaceae. Bases 190 to 1956 code for a protein of 588 amino acids. The transcript is spliced from 2 exons.
ACAUGUUGUCGAUGCGUGGCCCAUGAGCCUGCACAUUCACACCACGCGCGCCGCAAUGUGAAUUGCUUUCCAGAGCUAUAUCCCACUUGGCAGGUUGCAUAUCGGGCAAAUGACAACACCCACGACGGUUCAUUGUUGGCUCAUCGGAGCGAUCAUACCAGCAAUGACGCGAGACGUCCAGUGACCAAGAUGCCGCCUCCUCCUCCUAUCCCGCCUGCGACACCCACGCCAAACCGCUUUCUCGUGCCCAGGAAAUCCCAUGGCGGGACCGGCAGCCUCAUCGGCACAGCUGGAUCAUCACAACGCCAGCAGCAUGAGACGCCCAAGACUUCACUUCCUCCGGCACAGAGUCAUGUAGCACACCACCACCACCAUCCCGGUUCGCAGCAGUUCCACGCAAACCCCCGUUUCUCUCUGCACUCGACGCCCAGGGUCUCCCAACAGCGGCAGGAACAGCCGCCGUCGACCCCAGCUGCGCCUCCAAGCGGGCACUAUUUCCGCUCCUCUCGCGCCAAGAACGUAGGGCCAGGGACGGGCUCGUUCGAUGAGGACUUGAUUGACAGCUCACCGCCACUGCCUCCUCAUUCUGUGUCCCCGGGAGAGGAUGAGGAUAAGAGGAGUUCUGAUGCUCUCGGACCUUCCGGGUUCGAGCAGCGCGGCCCAGAGUUUGGAGCGCACGUUGCUGCUGCCUUUGCGCGGGGCCACUCGUCUCGGAGAUCGGGUAGGGACGACAGUGAUGUGCUCGAAUCGAUAGUGACCGAGUCAUCGCCUCCUUCUGGCGGCCCUGGGGAUCAAGACGCUGCAAAGCACGCUCGCCUGGUGGAUUUCGAUGACGAUUAUCCGAACGGGAGCAGUUCCCCACCAGCAGAAGAGAACCCAGGUCCAUCAUCGCCUAAACGGAGACGCAUAUCAAUCUCCUCUGUGCUGCCGCAUGAAGAAGAAGAAGAAGAAGAAGAAGAAGAAGAAGAAGAAGAAGAAGAAGAAAAAGAUAUAAACCUCCCGCCGUCAUUAGCUGACGCUACGGGUCCUGCGGUCGAUGAGGAUGUCGGGCCAUAUGGAGGGCUCAACGAAGCAGAGCCCGGCCUCCCUCGUUUAAGAGAGGAAAACCCCGAAGACGACGAGAUGAACAUCUACAUUGACGGCGACCACUAUCAGGUGGAGGCUCAGCAAGAUCAUUCAGACAUCCAACAAACAAUAGAGAGGGCGGAUCUGGGGGCUGUGCAACAAUCUACAGCGUCAUUCUCAGUACGCCCGCAGCAACAACCCACCUUCCAUCGGGCACCGCGGUUCAGACAGAAAGACGUUGAGCACAGCACAAGCUUCGGAGCUGAACCACACGAGCGCCAUUACGAUCCACUUCCAGAAGCAUUCUCGCCAUCGCGACGCAACAACAAAGGAGGAAAUAAGUAUAUACCUGGCGGGCUCGCCUCUGAACUUCGGGACUGGCUCGUCGACAUGGAAGCUGCAACAGGAUCAAAGCGAGAGGGGGACUGGCUCGCGAGGGUCGUUGUGGACGAAGUGACGACUUCCAUGGAGGAUCGUGUCAGUGCAGGAUCCGGCGGGAUGUAUCUCGUCCAUGGACAUCAAAUUAUUGCGCUUGAAGCAGAAUUUUCCGGCCAACCUGGCGACGAUCUGACAACCGCAGAGGUCGACGAAAGUCACGACAAUAUGGAUUAUGAUGGUGGCGCAGUGGCGCCAGUAACCACUGCAGUGCCUGAAAGUCACCCUCAUGCGUCACUCGGGCAAGGGCGAGACCAUGACAGCUAUGCAGUGAGCCCUGAUCUGCGGGUGAAGAUAAUACUCGCUGGCGAGGGCCGGACGACGCCAGGGAUCGCCAAGAGGAGGCCAGUCAAGCCUGGAAUCAUAGUUGGCAUAGCCAGGCCCACUUGGGAGAUCACGUUGGGCGAUAGUCUCGAGAGGUGGGCUGUCGCGUGCGACUGGGCGUUGCUCGAUUGAAUAGUCCCGAUCAUGAAAGGGCUAGCCUGCCAGGCUGUUCUUACACCUAGACAAGCAAGGAGCUUAAGAGUGUUCCAAAGUAUGGACAUGGAUCACGUUACAUGAGACUGCUAUGAUCGACUUCACAUCAAACGCAUCUAUUCGAACCGCAAG